AGAGAGGAGAGAGGAGAGAGGGAGGCAGCGGCGGCAGGCUCCUCUCACUCACACCUGACUGCUGCGCGGUCGCUCCGUGUCGAAGCGCGAACUCCGCAAACCACCCGCUCCAAGCACACCUGAGCGUUGUUCCCUUUUUUCCUUUCCCUUGCUUUCUUUUUUUCUUUUCUUUUCUUUCUUUCUUUCGUUCUUUCACGCCGAUAUCAAAGAUGGAAGAUGGGAGCUGAAUUGCGCUUUUACUGAGAGGGGCGCUAACUUUGCAUCUCAAGUCCGUUCCCCUGUUGGAUCUUCGACCUGUCAUCACCUUUCCCAGCGAGUGUGUGUGUCUGGGCACAGCGGCACUUCUGUCACUUUGUGCUUCCAGAGUCCCCUCAACAUCCACAAAAAAAAAAAAAAAAAAAAAAAAAAAACACACCCGGGGACCACAGGCCGUAAGAUUAGAGUGAAGAAUGGGGUCAUCUGUUGCCCCGCUGGCUGUGCUGCUUGUUCUGGGAUUGACCACUGGUGUAUGGAGUCUGAACCCGGAUGACCCCAAUGUCUGCAGCCACUGGGAGAGCUACGCCGUGACCGUCCAGGAGUCCUACGCUCACCCAUUUGACCAGAUCUAUUACACCAGGUGCACAGACAUCCUCAACUGGUUUAAAUGCACAAGGCACAGGAUCAGCUAUAAGACGGCUUACCGGCGGGGAGUAAGGACCAUGUAUAGGCGCCGCUCACAGUGUUGCCCUGGUUACUUUGAGAGUGGAGACUUGUGUGUUCCUCUCUGUACAGAGGAGUGCGUCCAUGGCCGCUGCGUGUCUCCUGAUACAUGCCAGUGUGAGCCCGGAUGGGGCGGACUGGACUGCUCCAGUGCAAACAAAGCCAAUGGAACAGGCUGUGACAGUGACUUCUGGGGACCUCAUUGCAGUAAUCGGUGUCAGUGCCAGAAUGGGGCCAAGUGCAACCCCAUCACAGGUGCCUGUGUCUGCACUGAUGGGUACCAGGGAUGGCGUUGUGAGGAGACCUGUGAGCGCGGUUACUAUGGCAAGGCAUGCCAACUACCCUGCCAGUGUCUCAAUGGUGCCACCUGCAACCCCGAGACUGGAGAGUGCAUCUGUGCCCCGGGGUACUCAGGGGCUUUCUGUGGAGAACGCUGCCCCUCCGGCAGUCACGGGCCCCACUGUGAGCAGCGUUGCCCCUGUCAGAAUGGAGGAACCUGCCACCACAUCACAGGAGAUUGUUCCUGCCCUUCCGGAUGGACGGGUUCAGUCUGUGCCCAGCCAUGCCCUCUUGGCAAGCAUGGCAUCAACUGCAGCAAGGAUUGUUCCUGUCGAAACGGCGGGCUGUGCGACCACGUCACGGGGCAGUGCCAGUGCACAGCUGGCUUCAGUGGACGCAGGUGUCAGGACGACUGUCCUGUGGGCAGCUUUGGUCCGCAGUGUAACCAGAGGUGUGAGUGUCAGAAUGGAGCCAAGUGUCACCAUAUCAAUGGAGCCUGCCUGUGUGAGACGGGCUUUAAAGGCCCUAAUUGCCAGGAGAGAUUCUGUCCCCCGGGCCUCUACGGCCUUAUCUGUGACAAGUACUGCCCUUGUAAUACCACCAACACCGUGAGCUGCCACCCGCUCUCUGGUGAAUGCACCUGCUCCGUGGGAUGGACAGGGCUUUACUGUAAUGAGACCUGCCCGCCUGGAUACUAUGGAGAGGGAUGCAUGCUGCUUUGCAGCUGCACCAAUGGAGCUGACUGCCAUCCUGUCUCAGGCGCCUGUAUAUGUGCCCCGGGGUUCACGGGUGAGGACUGUGCUACAGUGUGUCCUCCUGGUCUAUACGGGCCGGGCUGCAUGUCCACCUGCUCCUGCCAUAAUCACGCAUCCUGCUCUCCAGUCGACGGCUCCUGCAUCUGCAGGGAAGGCUGGCAGGGUGUGGAUUGCUCCAUCCUCUGCUCCAGCGGAACGUGGGGUCUGGGCUGUAAUCAGACGUGCUUAUGUGCCAACGGAGCCGCAUGUGACCCUGUAGACGGCAUCUGCACAUGUUCUCCUGGGUGGAGGGGAGAGCACUGCGAUGAGUCCUGCCCUGAUGGCACCUAUGGGUUGGAGUGUCGUGAGCGCUGUGACUGUAGCCAUGCUGAUGGCUGUGAUCCAGUGAGCGGCUACUGUCGCUGCUACCCCGGCUGGACGGGAAUCCACUGUGAUAAUGUGUGCCCACAAGGCUUCUGGGGACCCAACUGUUCAGUCAGCUGCUCCUGUCAGAACGGAGGAUCCUGCUCCCCAGAGGACGGCACAUGUGUGUGCGCACCUGGAUACCGAGGGACCUCCUGCAAAAGAAUCUGCUCUCCGGGCUUCUACGGGCACCGCUGCAGCCAGUCGUGUCCGCAGUGUGUGCACAGCACCGGGCCGUGUCAUCAUGUCACUGGCCACUGUGAGUGCCUGUCCGGCUUCUCUGGCUCUCUGUGCAACCAAGUCUGUCCAAGCGGCAGGUACGGGAGGGCCUGCGGUGAGAUCUGCCUCUGUACCAACAACGGCACAUGCAACCCCAUCGACGGCUCCUGCCAGUGCUUCCCUGGUUGGAUAGGAGAGGAUUGCUCUCAGGCCUGUCCCUCUGGGCACUGGGGCCCUGAUUGUCUCAACUCGUGUAACUGUCACAACGGAGCCCAGUGCAGUGCCUACGACGGGGAGUGCAGGUGCAGCCCCGGAUGGACCGGACUCUACUGCACACAGCGCUGUCCUUCAGGGUUCUACGGCAGGGACUGCUCCGAAGUCUGUCGCUGCCAAAACGGUGCAGACUGCGACCACAUCACCGGCCAGUGUGCCUGCCGAACGGGCUUCAUUGGGACGAGCUGUGAGCAGAAGUGUCCCGCCGGUACGUUUGGAUAUGGUUGCCAGCAGCUGUGUGAGUGCCUGAACAAUGCUACCUGUGACUAUGUGACUGGAACAUGCUACUGCAGCCCCGGAUAUAAAGGCAUCCGUUGCGAUCAAGCAGCUCUGAUGAUGGAGGAGCUCAACCCAUACACAAAGAUUAGUCCUGCACGGGGCUCAGAGCGCCAGUCGGCAGGGGCCGUCAUGGGCAUCAUCUUUCUCCUCCUCAUCAUCAUGGCCAUGCUCAGUCUGUUUGUGUGGUACAGACAGAGGCAGAGGGACAAAGGACACGAGAUCCAGCCCAGUGUGUCCUACUCACAGGCGAUGCACAUCACUAACACUGACUAUUCCCUGUCAGAGUGUGGCAGCACCGUAGCGAUGAGGACCAGUGCCGCUGAGGUCAAUCAGAUCCAGAGCGGCGGCAGCGGCAGCAGCGGCCAGUGCUUCUCUAACCCCAGUUACCACACUGUGGCUCAGUGUAACGUCGUCUCAACCAUUUCAAGCAACCUAGACGGCACUCUGACCCUCAAAUCAAGCACCCUGAAAAGCAGGAAUGGCUCAGAAUGGAGAGCCUACUGCAACCUCAAUGACAUAGAUGUUCAACAGGGGGAUGCACAGGCACAGAGAGGCUCCAGAAAAGAUUACAUCAAGAGCUCCAUGUGCAGCAACAGCUCCUGUUCCCUCAAUAGUGAGAAUCCAUACGCCACCAUUAGAGACCCUCCAGGGCUGGCUUGCAAGCACACAGAGAGCAGCUACGUGGAGAUGAAGUCCCCCUCCCACCGUGAAGUGCCCUUUGGAGGCACUGCCACCCUCCUGGGCAGCGCGAGCAGGAAUGUCUAUGAUGUUGAGCCGACGGUGAGCGUACUGCAAGGGCCAAAUGGAAUGGCCACCGGCUUCUCGCAGAGCCCCUAUGACCUUCCCCGCAGCAGCCACAUCCCCAGCCACUAUGAUAUACUUCCCAUGCGUCACAGCCCUACACAUACCCCACCGCCACCCCCAGAAAGCCCCAGCUCCCUUCUCUAGAGGACACCCCCUCCACCUGGCUCGGACAGCGUGCCGUUGAUCCAGGCAACGUUCGGCCAACUUUCAACCUACGGCCCUCCCUCUGUCUCCGUGUGUGUUCAAUUAGACACUGAGAUGUUGAGAUGGAGGGAUAGCCACAGCUCUCCUGGACCCUGUUCUCUUUGGCUCCCUUACUUGCACUCUUUCUUUGGCCCUGAAUUGAAGAGGAGGGGAGGAAAGAGUGUCCCACACACCAGCGACCAUUCACCCAUUUUAUUUUUCUUACAGAACUGAUCACUCAAACUGCUGCCCGGCCUCUUUAUGGACCUCCUGGAGUGGAACAUAAUGGUUCCAAACAGCGCACAGGGCAGCACACAGGGAUUGGGUGGACAGAUUAUUUACAGGGAGAGAGCUAUCCUUGCGCUCAUUUUUAGCCCAUGAUAUAGGUUUACUAUUCAAGGGCAGCCAAGUGUUUAUAAUGUCCCCUAAACAUCAAGUGAUUUUCUCCACAGGAGGAAAGAUAUGGCAACCUUGAUUAUCUUAAUGCAGGCAAAGAUUUAUUACGUAGAGACACCAGAGUUAAUGAAUUGUCACCGUGUGCAGCAGCUGUAGAUCACAGCACAGCUGACACGAGGUGAUAAUGAUCAUCUAGGUGAGGAAAAGUGAAACAGUCGAGAACUCUAUCUAAACGUUAAACUGGCCGAAAGUGAACCAAGUCUGAUCAAGCAUGGUUAAAUAGUAAAAUAUUGUAAUGGUCCUUUAUUCACUGUUAAUGAUCAGAGAGUUAACACUGAGGUGAUCACCUGUCUGUAAUUCAAGAGCUUCUUUUACGUUGCAGUGUAAACGAGGCCCAGUGUAUCCGGAGGUGCGUCAGGUCACCAGUGUUCAUGCAUUACUGAGAGGUACACGCACACAACGGGUCUCACGUUUUGGUUUUUGUCCCCACACUGACAAAGUGAUCAGAUCAUGUGUUGUUUUCUAUGUGAGAUCAUUGUUCUUGCAAAAUCGUCUUAGUUUACGUUUUUGAAAUAUUGGGUGUUAAGAGGGGAUUGCUUUGACCUUUUUCUGUUUUGUAUUUAUAAAGCUAAUUGCUUUAUUUAAUAAUUUAUAUUAGUGAUGGUGAAUUUUUAUCAAUGUGACACUAGGAUUUAAAAAAAAAAAAAGAUGAGCAUGAUCAGAUAAUGGAUACCCACCGAUGUAGAUAACACACAAUUUAUCUUCUUGUGAGAUGAUCAGUGUCAUUUUUUGAAGCGUUUUUUGAAGUUACUUAAAUUGUUCUCUCUCCCUCUCUCUCUCUCUCUCUGUCUCUCUCUCUGUCUCUCUCUCUCCCUCUCUCUCUCUCUGUCUCUCUCUCUCUCUCUCCUUUCUCUCUCUCUCUGUCUCUCUCUCUCUCUCACUGUCAGAUUGUAAAUUGAAAAUACGGUUUCAUCUGACCGAUUCAACACCCUCAAAAUAAACUGUGCAGUAUUUGCAAAAGGGAACCAUAUGUAAAAAGUCUAAUUCUAAAAAAAAUAUUUUAUGUUUGUAUCAGGCUAAUUAUCUUAUUUAUAUAUUGAACUGAAUUUAUUAAUUCACUAUGUGAAUUCCAUCUCACCCUCUGUAGAAGCAAUAACAUGUUGACAAUCGAUGCCCAGGCAGCAUCUCAUUAGUGCUGGACAUUACGCCAUCAUUGACCAGUGUGGUGACAGUGGAUCAUAUUUUAUGUGACUGUUUUUUCUUCUGAGGAAGGUUUUUCCAGUUGCUGUCAUAUCAAUGCUGCUUGUUGUUUUGGUACUUAAGUUUUAAAUUAAAAGCCUAUUCUGCCAUCA
Acanthopagrus latus (yellowfin seabream) is the source of this 5641-nucleotide messenger RNA. It is a transcript of the gene megf11, whose product is annotated as multiple EGF-like-domains 11. Gene Ontology annotation, molecular function: protein binding; scavenger receptor activity. Lineage: Eukaryota; Metazoa; Chordata; Actinopteri; Spariformes; Sparidae. The record is from RefSeq and is a predicted model, not a curated record. Bases 450 to 3854 code for a protein of 1134 amino acids. The transcript has 27 exons.